CCCUGGGCGAAUUGGACCAGAAAUGAUUUCAGCAAUGCCAGAAGAUUACAGCUUGUCCGAAGAGCAAAAGCAACAUUUCCUCGAACACGGUUUCAUCAAACUCGAAAAUUGCUUCUCGCUGGAAGAUGAGCAGUGUAAGAAACUGAUGGAUCGUGUAUGGGAGCGUCUAGACAUGGAUCCAAAUGACAAAGAGACAUGGAACCCAUGGCGAGUCCACCUUCCUCGCCAUCACAACGCCAUUCCCAUGCGUGACUUUUGCCCAAAAGCCUGGUCAGCGAUAUGCGAGCUCUGCGGCGGCGAAGACCGCAUCGACACCUCCACAUCCCCCGGAAACGCGCUUUCAGUAAUAAACGACGGCUUCAUCGUAAACGUAGGCUCCAAAGCCGACGCUCUCAAAUGGACACAAGCAUCUUCCCAAACCACUGCCUCCAACCCCGAUAACCUCACCCCAGCACAGGAAAAAUUGCUAGAUCCUCACGAUAGAGAUAAUUGGCAUGUAGACGGAGAUUUCUUCCACCAUUUCCUAGACAGCAAGGAACAAGCUCUUCUACCUAUAGUGUUGUUUGGAGAUGUCAAGAUUGGAGGGGGAGGCACGAUGAUUUGUCCUGAUGCUAUUGCCACCAUGGCGAAACAUUUGGCUGCAUAUCCUGAAGGUUUGAUGCCUGAUAUGACGUGUAUUGAAGGCAGGGAAACACCGUAUAAAGAUUUUGAUCAUGGGUUUUUCGAUCAGGCUGUCAAGGGUGUGCCGAAGGAUAGGUUCAAGACUGCGACGGGCAAGGCGGGGGACAUUUAUUUGCUACAUCCUUUGAUGGUGCAUUCGGCUGCUCCUAAUUAUUUGAGAGAACCGAGAUUCAUCACCAACCCACCGGUAGCAUUGAAAGAGCCAUUCAACUUCGACAGACAAGACGGCAGUACAUACAGUCUGGUAGAGCAAAAGACCUUACAAGCUCUAGGCCACCCCGAAGGCUUGAAAGGCUGGAAAAUCACCACAGAGAGGAAAUUCCUCAUUCCAGAGAGAGUCAAGCAACAAGCAGAGAUGAAGAAGAUUUUGAAAAGAAGCAAGCAGACAUGAACUCGACCUGCAGAAAGGAAGACAUGUAACAUGCAACAUCCAAAGAAAAGAUGAGGAAAUCUGGACCAAGUAUGAGCGUUUUUAAAAUGAAUCAAACAAAGC
Aureobasidium pullulans EXF-150 is the source of this 1174-nucleotide messenger RNA. RefSeq lists its product as uncharacterized. The transcript has 3 exons. The record is from RefSeq and is a predicted model, not a curated record. Bases 23 to 1072 code for a protein of 349 amino acids. Lineage: Eukaryota; Fungi; Ascomycota; Dothideomycetes; Dothideales; Saccotheciaceae.